ACAACAGUUGCAACUAGACGUCAACGUGCGUGUGCGUGUUUAGCGUGUGAUGAAUGUGUGGACCCAGUGAAAGAUCACCCAGAGACGGACUAAGACAUCUCCCCCCACUCUUCAUCCGCACCAUGUGUGUGGCCUACAAAUACGUGCUUUUCACCCCACCGGGACCGUCUGACGGCGCCUACGGUGUGGGCAAAAUGAGGGACUAGUCGGCGGCGGCGGCGAGGCUCGUCUGUAAGCGAACGUUUCGUCGGAACCGCGAGUGGGCUUCACAGCUGCUGGCCACCAAGGAGAAGGAGGAGAAAAUGUCGGGGAAAAUCGAGAGCAAGCAAGACUCGCAGCGGUCCCAUCUCUCCUCGUUCACCAUGAAGCUGAUGGACAAGUUCCACUCUCCCAAGAUCAAAAGAACUCCAUCCAAGAAAGGCAAGCAACUGCAGCCCGAGCCAGCGGCCAAGAGCACUGAAAAGCCUGCAAACAAAAAGGUGAGUCGCCUGGAGGAGCAGGAGAAGGAGGUGGUCAGCGCCCUUCGUUACUUCAAGACCAUCGUGGACAAGAUGGUUGUGGAGAAAAAGGUGCUGGAGAUGCUGCCCGGCUCGGCCAGCAAGGUCCUGGAAGCGAUCCUGCCUAUGGUUCAGGUGGAGGCCCGGAUACAGCACAGUUCAGCGUUGUCUUCCUGCCAUAAUCGCGUCUACCAGAGUUUGGCCAACCUCAUCCGCUGGGCCGACCAGGUGAUGCUGGACGGCAUCGACUUGGAGGACAAGGAAAACGUGACGUCGGUCACCAAUGUCAUCAAAGCGGUGCUGGACGGUGUGAAGGAGCUGGUGAAGCUGACCAUUGAGAAGCAAGAGCAGCCCUCCCCCACCAGCCCGAGCAAGCCGGCAUCGCCUGUCACCACAACAGAGAGCAGUGUGCCUUCUGAGAUGCCCUCCAUAGAGCGCGAGGUGGAGGUCUUGAAGGCGGCUCCGGCCGCAGCUCCUGCCGAGGCUCCCCCGGAUGUACCCGAUGAGGAAACGGCCCCUCCGAAACCACCCCUUCCUGAAGCCAAGAUGGCAGAGCUCAGUCCUCCACCGGCCCUUCCUCCGAAGAAGCGCCAGUCUGCCCCUUCGCCAACGCGGGUGGCGGUGGUCGCCCCUAUGAGCCGAGGCUCCAGUUUGCCCUGCAGCGUCCACAGACAGCAGCAGGACUACGAGCAGGAGUUCCUGCAGAGGCGUUUCUCAGGCGGCAGCCAGUCAUACGGGGGCGACUCGCCGCGCCUGUCGCCCUGCAGUAGCAUGGGGAAACUCAGCAAGUCGGACGAGCAGCUUUCUUCCAUGGAGCAGGACAGCGGACAGUGUUCUCGAAACACCAGCUGCGAGACGCUCGACAACACCGAAAACUACGACCCCGAUUACGACUUUCUCCACCAGGACUUGUCAGUCGGGGAUAGCCUGCCUCCGAUGCCGGUGGGCGGCUGCCUCAGCCCCCUGCCCGAGUCUCACAGCGAGUCGUCCUCGCCCGUCCCCGGACAGCAUCCAUUACACCCCCGCUUCAGCGCGCCUCCUCCCCAGCAGCCCCCCGAGUACUGGACGCCGCAGCCCAGUCAGACCAAUCCCCUGGCACGCAUCAGUGCCCCUCCGGCGCUGCCCCAGAAGAAGCGACGCAGCGCCCAGCUGUCGCCCUUCCCUGACGUCGGCUCGAAGAUGUUCUACGAGCGAUACCCCUCCCAAUAUGACAACCUGUCGGAGGAGGAGCUGCACCCCACGCCGCCAUUCCCUCUUUACACGCCCAUCUCGCCCAUGCCCCAGACAAAUGGCGGGGUGUUCGUCGCACAGUACUUGGCCAGUGAGAAUGCGGACGUCCCCGCCAACCCACCACCGCUGCCAGAAAAGAAAAGCAGACACAUCCUGCAGUACAUGCAGUUUGUGGAAGACUACUCCGAGCCGCAGCCGUCCGUCUUCUACCAGAUGCCGCAGAGUGAGAGCAUCUACGAGCAGCGCAACAAGCGCUUCCAGGAGGUCUACGGCUUCAACGACUCCUUCAGCAGUACCGACUCGGUCCACGAGCCCCUGCAGCCCCCAGCACUGCCCCCGAAACAACGACAACUGGCCUCCCACUCCUCCUCCCCCUCUUCCUCCUCCUCUUCCUCUCUCUCCUGCCACCUCCAGCCGUCUGUGGCGGCCAUGGAGGAGGCGGGCUCUGGGCUGGGCCUCAGCAUGUCCGCCUCUAACUCCUACCUGAUUGGCCAAGCUGCCUUGACCACGCCCACGAGCGUGGACCAGGCCGCUCCGACCAGCGCCACCAUCAUCGCGGAUGGUAGCGGGGGCGGGCCCGACGCCUCCCUGGCGGGCUCGGCCGGCUCUGUGGCGGCCGUCUGUUUUCCUUCCGAGUUGUCUCUCAUCACUGAUUCGCUUCCCACGUCAGCGAGCGAGAGUGCGAAUGACGAGGGUGGGGAGGGCGAGUACGUCAACUUGUACUCCUCCGGCCGGGCCAAUGGCGAGCUGCCUCUCUCCCUCAGAGAAACCAUCACAGCCGACGAUGUGCUGCAAGACCCCGCCCCUCAGAUGCCGUCCACCAACAGCAAAGAGGCUAUGGAAGUGGAAAGGAGGCAAAAGUCGGCAGAAUCGUCCGAGGACGGCGAGGAGAGCGUGGACGAGCUCUCUCUCAUCGACCACAAGGAGAUCAUGAGCAGGAUAACACUAAAGCAAGAAAAUGAUGAUGGCCCAGAUGUGCGUGCUGGAUCAGGAGACAUUUUAUUAGUCCACGCCACGGAAACGGACCGCAAAGAUCUGGUUUUGUACUGUGAAGCCUUUCUGACUACAUAUAGGACCUUUAUAAGCCCCGAGGACCUCAUAAAGAAGCUACACUACAGAUAUACAAGCUUUUGCCACAGCCCAGACACCUUCAAGAAGCGAGUCAGCAAGAACACCUUCUUUGUGUUGGUGCGUGUGGUGGACGAGCUCUGCCUGGUGGAGCUGACAGAGGACAUCCUGAAGCAGCUGAUGGACUUGGUCUUCACGUUAGUGUGCAACGGCGAGCUCAGCCUGGCCCGCGUCCUCCGCAAGAACAUCCUGGACAAGGUGGAGCAGAAGAAGCUGCUCCGCUACACCAACUCGCUCAAGCCGCUCGCCGCCAGGGGCGUCUCCGCCAGGCCCGGAACGCUCCAUGACUUCCGCAGCCACGAGAUCGCCGACCAGCUGACUCUUCUUGAUGCGGAGCUCUUCUACAAAAUUGAGAUUCCGGAGGUGUUGCUUUGGGCCAAAGAGCAGAAUGAGGAGAAGAGUCCAAACCUGACUCAGUUCACAGAGCACUUUAACAACAUGAGCUACUGGGUGCGCUCGUUAAUCAUUCAGCAAGAAAAAGCCCAAGACCGGGAGAAGCUGCUGCUCAAGUUCAUCAAGAUCAUGAAGCACUUGAGAAAGUUGAACAACUUCAACUCGUACUUGGCCAUUCUGUCCGCGCUUGACUCCGCCCCCAUCCGCAGGUUGGAGUGGCAGAAGCAGACCUCCGAGGGUUUGGAGGAAUAUUGCACGUUGAUCGACAGCUCGUCGUCCUUCCGAGCGUACAGGGCCGCCUUGGCUGAAGUGGAACCCCCCUGCAUCCCUUACCUGGGGCUCAUUUUGCAGGACCUGACCUUCGUUCACUUAGGGAACCCCGACCUCAUCGACGGGAAGGUCAACUUCUCCAAGCGGUGGCAACAGUUCAACAUCCUCGACAGCAUGCGGCGCUUCCAGCAAGUACAUUACGAGCUAAAGCGCAACGAGGACAUCGUCUCCUUCUUCAACGACUUCAGCGACCACCUGGCGGAGGAGGCGCUGUGGGAGCUGUCCCUGAAGAUCAAACCCCGGAACAUCGCCCGCCGCAAGACGGACCGGGAGGAGAAGACUUAGGGACCGCUGCGCCCCUCGCAGCCCCCGCUCCCGACCCUCACGGGGGCUGCAAAAGACUCAACCUCCAACUGUGCUUCAAUGACACAAUCUCCGCUUGAACACAGACCCAACGCACGACGCUAGUGGGAGACUCGUUUCGGGUGAGCGUGAGCAAGGUUUGCGAAGAGAUCGGCAGGGCUGGGAUACUAUUUUUGGGAGGACCGUGGUUCUGACGAAUCCUGGUGCCGAGGCUGACAGAGCGAACGGGAACCAGGAAGUAAGAAGUCUGCUUUUGUUUUAAGGCUAGCGCGUGACACUGAGGGGAAGGGGGGGGGGGGGGGGGGGGUCCAUUACUCUUCAAGUUUUUUAUAUUCUGUGCCAUUUAUUGGUCAUCUUCAGCCCCGCCCUCCUCCACUCAAGCACAGCAGUGCCCCCUACUGUGAACUGUUGAGGGGUGGCCCACGAGAGACUGGAAUCUGCGGGUUUGCUGGUGUAAGAAUGAUGUGUGGUUAUGAAAUGUAUUCGAUACGCUUCUCCUUUUGUUCUCAAAAAGGAUCUUUAUGCUUAUGAGAAGAACUCUGCUUCUCCCAAAAGUGCCGUACGUAUGUGCACUAAAAACAACAACAAAGGCAAAAACCCGGUAAGAUACACGACUAGAGAUGCUGUGAUCCGUGUGUGUGGUCGUCCCCCGCCAUCAAGUUCAUGUGUGAGUGAGACAAGUCCACUGCCACGUUUUGUCUUUGUCAUUCCAAAUCCUUCUGCUUCCUUUUCUUGGGGAAACCAACGCGCCACAAUAAAACCACAAACAGCUGUUUGUAUACAUUUAUUAGCGUACGGUGGUGCUAAAAACAUGGCUUUCGUUCUUCCAGGCGGACAGAGGCUUUAAGGCUUGAAAUAAUCACGGCGGUAAAAAAGGCACACUGCAUCUAUCAAGUCAGUUAUGUCUUAAUUUAAUGUCAUUUAAAUAUACUGUAGGGAUUGAUACAACAACAAAAACAUUAAAAAUAACUCCCAGUGCAAAAGCUUUUUCUAUGAUCAUUCAUAAUAAAAACGACACCACGGAUGCAUGUUGCAACCACGCCGGGAACGCUCGGCUUACGUAACUAACUUCCAGCUGUUAAAUACUUGCUGACGAGCCGAGCCACUAGUGGGGCCGACUGCUCGGCUCCAGCAGGACCCUCUUCCCCGACGGGUUGGCGGUGCCGUUCUGCAGUUCACACUGCUCCGAGAUGGCCCGCUUCAAGCUCCGCCCCUGGCUGCUCAUGGAGCCACGCUGCCACUUGCACAGGUCGCCGUUCAGAAUGUCCUGGAUGUGUUGCACGAUGAGGUUGAUGGCCACUGGGGGAGGGGGAGGGGAAGCCAACAAGGUCAGGACCGGCAACGGACGUGGACUUCAUCGGACUUACCCAUGUUGUCAACUCCUCUCGGAAUGAUGACAUCAGCAUACUUUUUAGUCUGGGCAGAAGAUAAGUGAAAGAUCAUGACCACAAUGUGACGGACACGCGCGGUGAGAGAGGGAGAGAGUGAGAUACAUCACGCUUACAGGCAAGCAGAACUCCUCAAAGGCCGGCUUGACAAACGUGGUGUACUGAGAGAGGAUCUGCUCCAGGUCUCUCCCUCGAUUCAUGUCUCGCAGGACUGCGGAGCGGGGUCACAAACAUCCAUCAGUUGCUGGCAAAGAAAACCUCGUCUUGGUCUGGGGGACACCGCCGUACCUCGGCGAGACAACCUGACGUCGGAGUCCGUGUCCACGAAGAGCUUCAUGUGGAACAUGUCGCGCACUCUCUGCGGGUAGAAGACGAGGAUGCCCUCAAAGAGGACCACGUCUGCCGGGUAAACCGUGAUCCUCUCCUCAAGCCUGGACACGCAGUUGUCAUUUCAACGUGCUGCUGAUUUAACCUCAGUCACUCUUUGUGCCCCCCCCUUUACCUGGAAUGGGUGACAAAGUCAUACGUUGGCACUUGAACCACCCUCCCCUCCACGAUGUCCUUCAGGGUUUUGUACAUUAAGUCGUUGUCGAAGGCUUCUGCGAGACGAGAGAAUCAUGCACGUUUGUUAUCAUUUUGAAAAACAGCUUUUGGUAGCUUUUAAGUUGCCUUCCGUUACCCGGGUGGUCAAAGUUGUACUGUCCCUUGAGGGCCUUGGCUUUCUGUUCUGCAGUAAGGACCCUGUAGAAGCAGUCCUGGCUGAUGAUGGCCACCUUCCUCUGCCGGUGGUCCACUUUGUUCUGGCCCAGCAGCUCCAUGAUCUUGGCGCACACUGUCGACUGUUACACAAAAAGGGUACCACAUGCUUUUCUAAAGUCAACAUUUCCAGGCCAGUUAGUUACGUAAAGGAAUUUAAUUACGUUGGCUCACUGUCGGAUUGUGUACCUAAUGAAGUGUCCGCUGUGAGUCACCUGACCCCCCGUAUCAAACUCAUGAUAGAGGCCGGUUAGCGACAUUCGUGUCUGCAAGCUAAACAACUAUUCAAUACGGGGGGAUGAUUUUAAUAACACCAACACAAAUAAUGCUGAGCAAGUUGGCAGUCAAAGUAGUUUUGACUGCUCGGUGAAAGCUAGCCGCGCUAAUGCUAACGUUACAGGAUGCUAACCAUGUCCGCGAUCAGGAGGGGAAUAUAAAACUAACUUUGCCACUGGCGGUUCCUCCGCUGACCCCGAUGAAGAACGGUCGAUGAUGCGGCCUCUCCGCUUCCUCUCCGGCUGCGAGGGCCUCCAUCGUGGAUGGAGGACACGGACAAACAGUGAAGACGACUUGCUUGCCUGCUAGCUUCCAGGCUAAAGUUUAGCACACACGACGAGCCGUGCUCUCGCGAGAACUGUCGCGAUGUGACGCUCACGUGCCAACACGUAACACCAAAUUGUAAAAUAUUUGCCAUGUUUCCAAAUCUUCUCAUCUUUUAGUUUGUGCUUCAAAAUGUAUGACAAUAAACAUUAAACUAAUACGUUGAUACAGUAUACUCACUGGCCACUACAUUAGGUACACCUGCC
This is a messenger RNA of Dunckerocampus dactyliophorus (ringed pipefish), 6831 nucleotides long. It is a transcript of the gene rapgef1b, whose product is annotated as Rap guanine nucleotide exchange factor (GEF) 1b. The record is from RefSeq and is a predicted model, not a curated record. Bases 303 to 3863 code for a protein of 1186 amino acids. Gene Ontology annotation, biological process: Ras protein signal transduction; positive regulation of GTPase activity. Gene Ontology annotation, molecular function: guanyl-nucleotide exchange factor activity. Gene Ontology annotation, cellular component: plasma membrane. The transcript has 26 exons. NCBI's taxonomy places the organism in Eukaryota, Metazoa, Chordata, Actinopteri, Syngnathiformes, Syngnathidae.